Messenger RNA from Brassica oleracea var. oleracea, 935 nucleotides. RefSeq names its product nucleolin 2-like. Gene Ontology annotation, molecular function: nucleic acid binding. Bases 88 to 741 code for a protein of 217 amino acids. NCBI's taxonomy places the organism in Eukaryota, Viridiplantae, Streptophyta, Magnoliopsida, Brassicales, Brassicaceae. The transcript has 7 exons. The record is from RefSeq and is a predicted model, not a curated record.
UUUCUACGGGACCGGAUCCUAGAUCCCAAAAAACCUGUGAAAGAGCGCCGCCUCUCGAAAACCUAAAACUAAACCGAUCUUCUCAACAUGUCUCCAACAGAGGGAUCCGCGACAAAAGAGAUGAGUCUGCUGACUUUGAACGAAAGGGACACUACUAAGAGAACCACCAGACCAAGAAAACGCGACAUUGGGAGAAUUCGUGUAAUGGGAUAUAGCAUUGACCUUCCUCAUGAUGACGUGGUAAACGCGUUGAGAAAACAUUUCUCUUCAUGCGGAGAGAUCACGGAUGUUUGUGUCCACGUACUCACGGAUAAUCUUCUCGACAGUUUUGGUUUUAUUUAUUUUCUGGGAGGACAAGGCACAGUUGACAGGGCGAUGCAACUUAGUGGAACUGACGUUGGAGGAUGGAAUGUCACUGUUAAGCCUUAUCCUUUCCUGGAAGAUGCAGACUGGGACCCUGUUGCCAUUGUUCAAGGAUAUGACACUUGUCUUGGGAAAACUGAUAUCAAGAGAAUGUUGUUUGAUCACUUCUCUUCAUGUGGACAGAUCAAGGAUAUCAAGUUUCAGAGGAGCAGCAUUGGUUUAGCUUCUGUGUAUCUUUAUGGAGAAGGUGCAGAAGACAAGGUGCUUGAUCUUGAUGGGUCCUACAUGGGAGGAUGCAAAAUACUUGUUAAGCUUAUUCCCUCGAGUGGAAUAUACACUGUUCACCCUCGUAGUCGUCAUCUUGGCUGGCCCAGGUAACAAGGCUAGGAUGACUUUGGAAGAAAAGCUCUCGGAUCUACUGGGAGAAGAGACAAUAAAGACAAGCUCUAUGUUAUUAGUAUUUGUGAAUUAAUGCAACGAUCUACUCUAGUACUUUCUAUGCUAUUUUCUCUCUUCUGGAUUUUAAACUAAAAGCUCAGUAUUUAUAUUAUCUUCGGUGUGAUAAUAUUAUC